Papaver somniferum (opium poppy) is the source of this 441-nucleotide messenger RNA. RefSeq lists its product as uncharacterized. The record is from RefSeq and is a predicted model, not a curated record. NCBI's taxonomy places the organism in Eukaryota, Viridiplantae, Streptophyta, Magnoliopsida, Ranunculales, Papaveraceae. The transcript is spliced from 2 exons. The annotation marks the transcript as partial.
AUGGCUAAGCCAACAAGUGCAACUCCAUUUAAAAUUCGUGAGACUACACGAUUUUAUCCUUACUUUAAGGAUUGCAUUGGAGCUAUGGACGGUACACAUAUCCCAGCAAUGGUAGAGAAAAGAAAUGCAGCCGUUUAUCGGAAUCGACAUGGAAUUACAUCUCAAAAUGUGUUAGCGAUUUGCAACUUCGACUUGGAGUUCAUAUACGUGCUCAGUGGAUGGGAAGGGUCUGCUCAUGAUUCGAAAAUACUUAACGACGCAAUGACAAAAAGAAAUGGACUGAAAAUACCGCAAGAAUGCCGUUCGGAUGAGUUUCCGGUCGAGGAAGAGGAAGAUAGCCAUCCAUCAACGCUUGUAAAUGACGAUGAAAUUUUGACACAACAAACUCAAGAACAACAACGUCAAGAAGCUAAUGCAUGGAGAAAGAGUAUAGCGGAUGAU